CAAGAUGGCUUCCUGCUUUUCUUCUCCUCACUGGAAUGACAGGGUACAAGGAUGUGUGUUGCCAUGGUAAUCAUUUUCAAGAAAACACUGGAAAAAAAGAGUGGCGAGGAUGUAACAUCCAGGAGGACAGAGUUCGCCCCGUUCCAGGCACAGACCAUGAGCCAGGGGACUACACUUUUCUCUUGUGGACUCAUGGAGACAAGUCGGUGGCAUGAGGUGGGCCACAGCUGUGCCAUACAGCAGAGGCCAGUUGGAACCAGUCUGGAGAGUCUGUGGGAUGUCCUGCCUGAGGUGAACAAGACUACUUCACACUGGGACUGGGAUGUUGGUUCCAAAUCCAGCACAAUCACCAACUUGUUACAGGACCUCAGCCUGGCCGAGGCUUCAUCAUCCCUCUCAACUGCACCUCCCAGCAAGCGCCAGUGCCGGUCCUUGUCUUGCUCUGACGAGCUUGGUAGUUGCCGCUCUACCUGGCGCCCUCAGGGAUCUCGAGUGUGGACGACAGUGGAAAAGAGAAGGUGCCACAGUGGGGGCAGCGUCCAACGUGGCCUUGUCGGGAACAUGCAGCUCGGGUUCCCAGCCAUGCAGCGUAGCUCCAGCUUCAGCUUGCCGGCCCGCUCCAACACCCUGGAGCUGCCCUCUUUCACCCAGCGUCCUGCUUGUCCCUCAGCCUUCACGUGUAUGACACCCUUCACUUCCUCAUCCAUCCCCCUGUCUUCUGAGCCCCCAGCGCAGCCACUCUACCUCUCUCACGAACAGAUCUGCAACCCUGAGCCCCACAGGCCCUCUCCCCCAAGCUCUCCUGAUUCCACUCCAGAGCUUGAACGUCGUGGUGGACAGGGGGGUCUUUCCCGCAGUCGCUCACAGCCGUGUGUCCUCAAUGACAAGAAGAUUGGAGUGAAGCGUAGAAGACCAGCCGACUCUCACAAACAGAGGCCUUCUUUGGAUCUGGCAAAGAUGACCCAGAAACUUCGGAAUUUCCACAGCCUGAGCUGCCCUGGAAUCACAGGCGAAGACUGCUGCGAGUCCAGCCAGGCCAUCCCGGCUGCCCUUAGCUGCACUGAGCAAGACACAGAUGACUCACGUGUAAACGAGCAUGACUUGGACCAAGUUCACCCUCAGACCAAAGAGGACCAGAGCACUAGCAAUGUGCGGAGGGACCCAACCAUUGAGGAGGCGUACUGGAACGCCGAUGUACAGGCAGAGACGCGGAACGGGAAGGACGGCGGGCCUCUGUGGGCCGGACUGUGCAGCAUGAGGAAGGACAUGUAUCAGCUGGGAGGAGAGCUGGACAUUGAGCAGAUUGAGAGGAACUGAGCACAUGUGGAGGAAAGAACAUUUAGGGAACUCAAAGUUUAUCACCAGAUGGUACAGUAAAAAGUACUGAUAGUCUUAAGGGGCAAAACACGUAAAUGCAGAUAUGCAGCGUUUGUCUUUUUUUUUUUCUCAAGGAGAGAGCUUUGUUGGAGACUUUUUGUCCUAAGAUGCUACUCCCACACUGCAGUUUAUCAACUGUGUCUCAGGAGAACAAGGAAGUCAGGAAAAAGAAGAUAAAAAAAACUUGUGGUAAAGACAUAAGAACUGACAAAUAUAAGAGUGAUACAUAUGUCAGCUCAGAGACUUGGCUCUUCUACAUUUCCCUGACUGUCUUCACUGUACUAUGUUUGAAGAGAUUUCACAACAGGUUUGUACAAAUUCACCUCUGACGUUCUUUACUAGUGCAUGAUCAACGGAAACAGGGAAGACAAUAAGAGCUACUGUUAGCUAAAAUAUUAAGAACCCUUCCACUCUGACAGCACCAGUUAUAGUCUAUUGAAGAGUUUAACACUUCACACUGUAACGUCCGGCUUCUCUGUGAGAUCCAUGCUCUUGUUUGUUUGAGAAAAGUUUUUUUCUGAUGCUAAUAGUGUUGAUAAUCUCUCUUUUUUGUAACUACAAAGUUAUGUAAAACAUGAGCAUAUUUCUAUACAAAUAAAACACAGUUUUAAAUGUGUUA
This is a messenger RNA of Cynoglossus semilaevis (tongue sole), 1996 nucleotides long. It is a transcript of the gene fam53b, whose product is annotated as family with sequence similarity 53 member B. The transcript has 4 exons. Gene Ontology annotation, cellular component: nucleus. Lineage: Eukaryota; Metazoa; Chordata; Actinopteri; Pleuronectiformes; Cynoglossidae. Gene Ontology annotation, biological process: protein import into nucleus; positive regulation of canonical Wnt signaling pathway. The record is from RefSeq and is a predicted model, not a curated record. The coding region runs from base 52 to 1317 and encodes 421 amino acids.